AUAGACAAUGAUGAAUUCAUGUCUUGAAAAACCGUGUCCAUGGGGAUUUGCUUUUCAUCGUAAAUAUCCAAUUCAGCUUGACUAUUCAGGAUCGUUCAGGUAUCGAGCAUAGAGUAUGAGCAUGCACGAGCCAUAUAUAUGAGCUGAUAACUAACGAGGUGUGUAGCAUCAUGCCAUGCAGCUAUCGAUCAGUUGUAUCCAACCCUCCACGCUAAUAUUUUUUUUCUCAAGUUCAAAAUGAUCAUGCAUGUGUAUCCCCAGGAGAUGCGGCGGAUGCGCAUGCGCAGCUAUCUUUCUAGUUGAAGCAUAAUGCAUUCCCUAUAUACCUGCAUGUAUGUAAAAUAAAAUGUAAAAAUUCAUAUCGAUGAUUUAGUCACUUUAUGUUCGCAUGACUAUACAAAAGAACAAAUACAUGAACGUAUUUAAAUUCUUGGUCUGUUUCAAGAAUGAAUAUUUUCUUUACGUAAUAUACGAUUGCCUAAUGGAAUAGCGCGUCAUCUCUUCAGCGCGCAUGCAAGGUGUUCUUAUAGAAAGUGUAAAAAUACUUUCAGUAUGCGGAAGGGUACGCGCAUGUCACUAUACAGUGUGUUGGAUCCUUUGACUAUAGCUUGCAUGGUCGCAAAGAGGAUAAUAUAGUAUAGAUAACUUACUUUUUGACCACCAAGUGUUAACAGAAAAAAACGUGAAUUCGGUUAAGGCAUUGAAUUAAUUGCACAAUUUGUCUUGACGAUGUUCUGGAUGGAAACUUUAAAUUUUAGCUUUGAAUAUGUUCUAUUUCUAGUUAUAGCGUAUCCAACAACAUUUCAGGAAUUCAGCAUGGCGCAACGGCUUUCGUUGGAUGCAGCAAAGGGAAUGUGAGUAUUUUAUUAAAAUAUUUAGCAAACUUUAUUAAUAAAUUGGCGAUUGGUUAACUAUUUAGUUGUGCUGUUGUUAACAUUUAAAGGUUAUAUUUGCAUACAGGACCCAAAGGGAACUGACAUAUAUAUAUAUGUAUAUAUAUAUAUAUAUAUAUAUAUAUAUAUAUAUAUAUAUAUAUAUAUAUAUAUAUAUAUAUAUAUAUAUAUAUAUAUAUAUAUAUAUAUAUAUAUACAUAUACAUUGCAUGUUUCGGCGUUCUACGCCUCGCAUAGAUAUCUUAUAUACACUAGAUAGCGCAUCUCUUUUGGUAAAAUUGAAGCCAAGAAUAUUCCAGCGGUUACCGCCAUUUGCCUAGAUGGCGGCCAUGUUGGUCGUUCCCACUUGCUAAUAAACGCUUAAAAAACAACAAUAACUUUCAUCAUUUGAAUAGUUUAAAAUGUAUUUGGAAUAAGGUUAACUUCAUGUUUAAGUUCCCUGUUUAAGAAAUAGAAAACAUACGAAUCUUCUCAUUUCAUGGGAACGACCUGAGACUGCAAUCACGGCUUCAAUUUUUGAAUUGUAGAAUAAUUAGACGCCCUAUCUAGUGUAUAUAAGAUAUCUAUGAUGCCUCGUCAGUGCAGCUUGGUACACGUCUAGAUAAGUAAGACACUCGUAUUUAUAUCCCAUGAACUUGCUCUCACCAAGGCAUGUGGUACAACACGGUGACUCACCGCAUCCAGACAUGCGCAGAGCGUAAUGGGGCCAGAGUGCUCAAACGACCACAAGGGAAGUGAGCUUUGCAUUAUCGGCACUAAUGGACACCCAUUAACAACUCCGCAGAGUGCUCAACUGCAACACCGAAGUGAAGAUCAAAACUAUUUUACAUCAUCGAACAUGCAUGACAUAGUCACGAUAGUUACGAUGAAAUGAAACCUGUAUGCUUCCCUGUUAAUGCAAUAGAACAUAUAGCGGUCUGUAUACUUUAACGUUUAUACUUCAACAUCUGCUUUUAUAAGCUGGAUACUAAAAUUUGAAUUUGAUCAUUAUUUAUGCGAUUUGCGUUUUAUAUAAACAGACUUAAUUAUUCUAUGAAUAUAUAUCUCUUUGACUCUAUACUUAAGGUUAAAAUAUUGGGUAAUCGUUCCAUGUUUCGCGCACCAAAUAAUAAUAGUAAACGUUAUGUAAUGGAUAUUAUAGUGUACUGCAAAGUCAACUGGAUACCUCCAUAUACAUAUAUACACACCUGCAUAACCCUAACCUACAUUGGUGCGCAAAACACGGAACGAUAACCAAAAAUGGUCACUGGCACUCUACUUGCUGCAGUUUGCUUGGAACGCCCAUUUUGAAUUUCAAUUGACAUUUCCCAUGGUUUCCCAUCACAUAUUUCGGGGAGGCCUAUCUAGUAUUCCGAAGUGAUGAAAGUUACUUCAAGUAUUCUGCUGGAAAAGAUCCGAAACUGUUACAGUAAAUUAAAUAUUCAGCAAAAUAUCUGCCGAUCGGCUGAUUAUUAAUUCUGCAACGGUUUAAUCAUAAUCUGUCAAGGUAUGAUUGUCUGGAAGCUUGGCAGAUUUAAAUGGUGUUGAACUGCCGUCAGUACCUCGCUGUGCACAAAUCGCUUGUCUCAAAUGUGUUUGUGAUGUUGUCUGUGAGUGCGAGCAAGCUGAAAAGAUUGCCAGUACAAUGCUCUACCUAUUGAGCUACGAGGUCAAGUCGGUUCGAUUGGGUGAUAUUUCGGAACGCAGUCUAGUUCCUUCGAUAACUUUUCAGCUUUCCCAGUGUGCAUGGAGACAACAUCACAAACAUAUAUCUUCACCUGCAUGAGUGCAAAAUACCAGAAACAAAAAAAUUCAUAAAAACUCAUGUUCAGACAAAAACAUAAUACAAUUACUUCUGUUUAGCUUUCAGACCAUCAUAAGAUAGACUAUAGUGUGAUGUUUUUUACGCUGUGUUCUUUAACGAAUGUUGCUUUUUCAUGUUUCUUAGCCUAGUAUUAAAUAAAUGUUAUUAAAUGUUUCCUGUCCUUUCCUUGUUACACAUACUGUAGUGUUGCGGCUGUCACGGACCGUUCAGCGGUAAACAGAAUUAUUGUUUUCCGAAAUGUCAAGCACGAAAUGGAGGAGCUAUAGAAUCAAACGUAUUUACUUGGUUUUGGGUGAGGACAUCAGUCUCAAAGAAACUGUGAACGAAAUGUAUGGACUAUAAAAUAGAAGAAAAGGGUGUUUAUGUAUGGUACAAGCUGGUUGGAAACAGUGAUGCUCCGAUUGAGG
Paramuricea clavata is the source of this 3103-nucleotide messenger RNA. Lineage: Eukaryota; Metazoa; Cnidaria; Anthozoa; Malacalcyonacea; Plexauridae. The record is from the annotation of a GenBank genome assembly.